AUGAAAGCUAUCAUUCUCUCCAUUGUCCUCCUUGCUUUCCUUGCCAUCACAUCAGUCAAUGGUCAAUUUCUCAGAUCUUCCGUUUACACUGACUCCAAAUGUUCAAGCACUCUCCCAAUGUUGGAUCUCUACAUUCCAAGUACUAACUGUACUUCCAACCCAAACUGUACUGGCAAUAACAUCAACACACUCUUUACCACUAGUCAAUGUACUUCAACUGUUCCUUCCAUUGGUUCCAAGAAUACUUUACAAUUAUCCAUUUAUUCCGACACUACUUGUGCUAGUGGCAACUUGGUUGUCUCACAAAUCUUCCCAUUGGAUACUUGUGUCGUUGUUCCAAGUGUUGGUUCUUAUAAGAGUACUGCCUGUAGAUAUUUGACUGUUUAUUCUGAUAGUGUCUGUACUAAUGUUAAACAAACUGUCGAUUUUUCUGCAUAUAAUGGAGUUUGUCUUUCUGGAACUAAAUAUGUUUGUUCUGGAGCUGAAAAGAUGAUUGGAUCAAGCAUUUUGAUGGCAUUGAUGAUGAUUUUUUCAUUCUUUACUUUUUAA
Molecule: messenger RNA, 549 nt
Organism: Naegleria gruberi
Lineage: Eukaryota; Heterolobosea; Eutetramitea; Acrasida; Naegleriidae
Exons: 1
Coding region: 1-549 (182 amino acids)
Source: RefSeq, a predicted model, not a curated record